Molecule: messenger RNA, 990 nt
Organism: Labrus bergylta (ballan wrasse)
Lineage: Eukaryota; Metazoa; Chordata; Actinopteri; Labriformes; Labridae
Product: olfactory receptor 52B2-like
Biological process (GO): G protein-coupled receptor signaling pathway
Cellular component (GO): plasma membrane
Molecular function (GO): olfactory receptor activity; G protein-coupled receptor activity
Source: RefSeq, a predicted model, not a curated record
AUGAAAAACACCAAUAUUUCAACUAUAGAUCAUUUUAUCAUCAUUGGAUUCCCUGGACUUCAGCCUGAGUAUUAUGGACCAGUGUCUGUUCUUCUUCUUUUCAUUUUCUUAUCUAUUGUGGUUGGAAAUGGUUUUAUUUCAGCUGUUAUUGUGUACGAGAGGACUCUUCACAAACCAACAUACAUAAUCUUUUUUAACCUUGCAAUGACAGACAUCCUUUUUGGUGUUGUUACUCUUCCAAAAGUUAUUGCAAGAUAUUGGUGGAAUGAUGUAAUAUCUUCAUUUAGAGCCUGCUUUACACAAAUGUAUUUUGUCCAUUCUUUAGGAGCUAUUCACUCUUUAAUUUUACUGAUGUUAGCUUUGGAUCGCUUUGUUGCCAUAUGGUUUCCUUUGCAAUAUUCCUCUCUGUUUACAAACAAAUCUAUUUCUAUUGCUUGUAGCCUGUGCUGGAGUCUAACAUUCAUUCGCAUGUUGGGGAUUGUAUUGCAUGCUUCAACUUUACCUUACUGCAACCUAAACGUCAUCUUACAGUGCUACUGUGAUCAUGUAUCAGUAACUCGGCUGGGAUGCGGUGAUCAAGUUACAUAUGUAUAUUCUGUUGCACUUGCAAAUGCCAUGGUCACUCUCUUGGUUCCUUUAACGUUCAUAAUAUUUUCAUACUUUUCUGUGAUCAUAGCUGUGCUGAAAAUGUCUCACACCGAGAGGCGGCACAAAGUGCUGUCCACCUGUGCCCCUCAGAUCUUUAUCACCUGUUUGUAUUAUGUACCCAGAUGUUUUGUUUAUAUUGCUCAUAAUUUGGGCUUCAGCUUCGGUGUUUACACCCGUACUGUUAUAACUAUGAUGUAUAGCCUCAUACCUGCUCUAGUGAAUCCCAUAGUAUACUGUUUCAAGACUAAGGACAUUAAAGAAGCCUUGAUUCACAGAUUCAAAAGCAGAAAAGUUAGCAUUGAAACUGCCUCUAAACAAAAUAAUAGGGAAACAAAAAGUUAG